UGGCACGCAGCCAAUCAAAGAUGGGGAAGUCUCCUAGCUACUGAGUGCCGCACGAAUAUGUCAGUGAAACAAGAUGUGACACCACUGGGCGCCCAGGGCGCACCUGGGAGCUGGGCUACGUUACCUGGGAGGGGAGAGCAUGAGCCCACCAUCUUUGUGAUGGAGGCCGACCCCGCAGACAGGAGGGCCUGAGGAGGGGGUCACUCGAGAGACAGCCCCCCAGGACAUGGGCCCUGCAGAGGCCCCGGCCAGGCCGCCCCAAGUGGCUGGAACGCUGGGGGGCUCAGCAGGAGGCGGCGGCCGACGCCAGCCACAACCCACCACCUUCCAGCCUGGUCAAGAGCCAGCUCCACCCCGACGAUGAGGGGCUGCAGCUGGGACACCAGAGACCCCAAGGGUCCCCCCAGCACCAACUACCUCUGGUCUCCCCUUGAGCCCAACCAGGGUCGCUGUGGUUUCCAGCUGGCGCCUCUGGCUUCCCCAGCCACGGCCCCCCCCCUCCCCACCCCGUGCUGCACUAAUGGCUCAGCCUGGGGCCUCAGGGACCUCCCCGCCCCCCAGGCUGCUCUGCCAGGCCCCUUGCCCCCUCACUGCUGAAACCCAAUCCUCUGCAGCAGCCCUGGCUCAGCAGAGCUGCAAAGCGGCGCUGCUUACCACGCCGGCUGGGCUGUGCCCUACCUGCUCUCCGCCGAGGAGCCCCCCGGCCCGGCGCCCAGGCCGGAGGAGCCGCAGCCUGCUCCUGGACGAGGCCAGCUGGACCCGCCGGGUCACCGCCUCCAACCCAGCCAGGCCAGUGCCUCCCUGCCUCGCUCUCGGGCUUGACCCCUCUCCUCGCCUCACACCCGCACUCCCUGCUGCCUGGCCGGCCCCCUCUGUCCCUGAACUGACCCUCUCUUGCUUCCAAGCCUCUGUAGCCUGGUCUCCAGCCCUCUCUGUCCCCUCUCCUUGACUGCUGCCAUGAAGCCCCCCUCGGGGCCGGAGGAGGCCCGGCGGCCAGCCUCGGACAUCCGCGUGUUCGCCAGCAGCUGCACGCUGCACGGGCUGGGCCACGUCUUCGGCCCGGGCAGGCUGACCCCUCGCCGGGGGCUGUGGGCCCUGGCCGUGCUCCUGUCGCUGGCCGCCUUCCUCUACCAGGUGGCGGAGAGGGUGCGCUACUACGGCGAGUUCCACCACGAGACGGCCCUGGACGAGCGCGAGAGCCACCGGCUCGUCUUCCCGGCCGUCACCCUGUGCAACAUCAACCCCCUGCGCCGCUCGCGCCUCACGCCCAACGACCUGCACUGGGCCGGGCCCUCGCUGCUGGGCCUGGAGCCCUCGGAGCACGCGGCCUUCCUGCGCGCCCUGGGCCGGCCCCCCGCGCCGCCGGGCUUCAUGCCCAGCCCCACCUUCGACAUGGCCCGGCUCUACGCCCGGGCCGGGCACGCCCUGGAGGACAUGCUGCUGGACUGUCGCUACUGUGGCCAGCCGUGCGGGCCUGAGAACUUCACUGCGAUCUUCACCCGGAUGGGUCAGUGCUACACCUUCAACUCGGGCGCGGACGGGGCGGAGCUGCUCACCACCCCCAAGGGCGGCGCGGGCAGCGGGCUGGAGGUCAUGCUGGACGUGCAGCAGGACGAGUACCUGCCCGUGUGGAAGGACGUGGAGGAGACCCCUUUUGAGGCGGGGGUCCGAGUGCAGAUCCACACGCAGGAGGAGCCGCCCGUCAUCGACCAGCUGGGCUUUGGCGCGGCCCCCGGCUACCAGGUGUUCGUUUCUUGCCAGCAGCAGCAACUGAGCUAUCUGCCACCGCCCUGGGGUGACUGCAGCUCAGUAUCUCUGGACCCUGACUUUGAGCAGGAACCCUCUGGUCCCCUGGGUCCCCCCAGCCCCAGUCCGGGUCCCAGCCCUCCCUAUAGUCUAACGGGCUGUCGCCUGGCCUGCGAGACCCGCUAUGUGGCUCGGAAGUGCGGCUGCCGAAUGAUGCAUAUGCCUGGUGGCGCACCGGUGUGCAGCCCCCAGCAGUACAAGGACUGCGCCAACCCGACGCUGGACGCCAUGCUGCGGAAGGACGCGUGCGUCUGCCCCAACCCUUGCGCCACCACGCGCUACGCCAAGGAGCUCUCCAUGGUGCGGAUGCCCAGCCGCGCCGCUGCCCGCUACCUGGCCCGAAAAUACAACCGCAGCGAAGCGUACAUCGCGGAGAACGUGCUGGUGCUGGACAUCUUCUUCGAGGCCCUCAACUACGAGACAGUGGAGCAGAAGAAGGCCUACGAGGUGUCCGAGCUACUCGGUGACAUUGGGGGCCAGAUGGGGCUGUUCAUUGGGGCCAGCCUGCUCACCAUCCUGGAGAUCCUGGACUACCUCUGUGAGGUGUUCCGAGACAGGGUCCUGGGACACUUCUGGAACCGGAAGCGCUCCCCGAAGCACUCCAGCAGCAAUCUGCUUCAGGAAGGGCUCAACAGCCAUGGAAACCAAGUGCCCCAUCUCAGCUUGGGCCCCAGGCCUCCCACCCCUCCCUGCGCCGUGACCAGGACCCUCUCCGCCUCCCACCGCACCUGCUACCUCGUCACCCGGCUCUAGACCCGGUGUCCGUGUCUCCAGGCCAAGCCUAUGACGUCUCGGACAAGCCCCUGCCUGCAUAUCGCUUUGUCAUUUUCAUCCCAAAUAAAGUUCUAGUGCAUCAGCC
This is a messenger RNA of Phyllostomus discolor (pale spear-nosed bat), 2665 nucleotides long. RefSeq names its product acid sensing ion channel subunit 3 (gene ASIC3). The record is from RefSeq and is a predicted model, not a curated record. Lineage: Eukaryota; Metazoa; Chordata; Mammalia; Chiroptera; Phyllostomidae. Gene Ontology annotation, cellular component: membrane. Gene Ontology annotation, biological process: sodium ion transmembrane transport.